Closterium sp. Naga37s-1 is the source of this 822-nucleotide messenger RNA. Lineage: Eukaryota; Viridiplantae; Streptophyta; Zygnematophyceae; Desmidiales; Closteriaceae. The record is from the annotation of a GenBank genome assembly.
AUGCAAUGCAACGCAAUGCAGACGGAGGAUCGGCUGCCGAGCCUGGAGGAGCAGGGCGUGCGGCAGCUGUUCCCCUCCACCAAGAAUAUGAGUGAGAACUCACGCUGCACGCGGCGGCGUGUGUGCCGUGCCAUGUCGGCAUGUCACCUUUCCGUCACGUGCUCACAAUUUCUAGUCCCAUCGUGCUAUGUUGGUGUCAUGGUCUGUGCAAGCCGGGUCAUCAUGUCAUACGCACGUGCAGAGCCGAAAGCGCUGGUGCUGGGGCCGGCACACGUGCCGGUGGUGCAACUGCCAUGCCCAGGCCUCUCCUCCUCCCCUGCCUCGCCGCCGUGUGCUGGGCCUGCUGGUGCUGGAGCUGGCGGACGUGCAGGCGGAGCGACUAAGAUGCACUCAGGCCUCUCCUCCGCGCCUGCCUUGUCUUGUCCCCGCCCCGCAGACACGCGUGCAGAGCUGAAGGCACUGGGGCGGGAGCUGGGCCUGCUGGUGCUGGAGCUGGCGGACGUGCUGGUGGAGCGGCCAUCGCAGGCAGGGCGGUGUGUGGAGGACAUCUCGCUGCUCUUCACCAACCUGCACUUCCUCCUCAACUCGCUGCGCCCUCACCAGGCGCGGGCAACACUCACACACAUUCUCAAGACGCAGCUGGACAUGCGCAAGCAGUCGCUGCAAGGCAUCAAGGAGCAGCGAGCAGCGGUGUGGGAGGUGCUGAGGCUGGCGGUGGGAGAGGUGGAGGCCGCCACACGAGGGGAAGCUGGCGGUGGGGGCAGCAGCAAGGGCGGUGCAGAGGGGGUGGAGGUGGAGGGAGGGGGAGGCGGCAAGCAAUGA